GGGAUUGUUCAGUGGCGGGGUCUCCAACGCGGACAGUACACGCAUGUUCUUUGGAGCCGUAUGGUGCGAAGCCCCAGAUGAGGGACUCAGACGUCCAGGAAUGACGGCCGCUGUCAACGAGAGUGACAUCCUUCACUCUGAGCGACUUCGCUAGAACUACUCCGGCUGACACCCAAACCGAUCCGGAUUGGAUCCUGCCAGACCAGGACUAUGCCAGAGAUGGAGAAAGGCAGACCACCGGAAAAUAAACGCAGCAGGAAACCAGCGCACCCCGUGAAGAGGGAGAUCAAUCAGGAGAUGAAGACAUUUGCGGAGAGCACCAUGAAUGAGCUCCUGGGAUGGUAUGGGUACGACAAGGUGGACCUUAGAGAAUCGGAGGCCAACGAGAUCAGAAACUACAGAGAGAGGCGUCAGCAUGUGUCUGUGCUAAAAGAAAACUCAUUGCCAAAACCUAAAAGCCUAGAAACCAAAGGCAGUCACUCUGUCUUGACCAUGAAGAGUGGAGAGAGGGAAUCCUCCAGUGUCUCUUCCUCUUCACCCUCUUCUUCAUCAACAAGUUCAUCACUCACCACUCCCAAGGAGCAUAAGACUUCCCCUGUCAUUGUUCCGCUCAUAAAGCCAUCAGCAGUGGAAGAUGUGCAGAAUGUGCAGAUAGUAUGUGUUUGGUGCCAGAAGGAAGGUGUAAAACGCUACUCACUAUGUAUGGGUUCGGAGCUCAAGAGCUUCUGUAGUGAGAAGUGCUUUGCUGCCUGCAGACGGGCUUACUUCAAACGUAACAAGGCCAGAGACGAAGAUCUCCACAGUGAGAGAUCCCCCCAGCACCCACAUCCAGAGGACUCGCCCAGACUGGUGUUAAAGAUAAAUACCAAUGUCAGAUCUCUCUCCCCUGUGCCACAGGUAUGUGAUUGGUGCAAGCAUGUUCGUCACACUAAAGAAUAUCUUGACUUUGGAUCUGGAGAGGAACGACUGCAGUUCUGCAGCACCAAGUGUCUGAACCAGUACAAGAUGGAUGUUUUCUACCGAGAAGCCCGCGCAGCUCUUACCACGACCAGCUCAAGCCCAAACAGAACCAGCCAGGAUGGGAGGGUGGAUGGCAAUGUGGCUGGGCAAAAGCUACUUACGCCUGAGUCUUGGAACAGCAGCAGCAGUACAGGGGAAGCAUGUCACAGGAACCUCUCUCCGAAAGGGUCCGCACUAAUUCACGGACCAGCAGAAUCCACUUCUAUCUCACCCUCAGAAGCUCCUUCUUCUUGCAAAGUACCUGUCUCAGGGCAUAGGAACCUUGAUAGAUCUGUUCAGCCACCUCUCCCUAAUCUAGAGGUUACACCCCACACGGUUCCCCUGCCUCAUCCACCUCCUCCUCGCCCAUCUCUGGAACAAAAGCCGAUGCCCCAAAUCCCCAUACCGUUUAUCAGACCUCCUCUUCAUGCUCAGGGCCUAAAAAGCCCCCUUGCCAAUCAUCCUCGACAUCCAGGUGCCUCUUCCAGCCCUAUCCACAGACCCCCACACUCUCCUCACCUGCAGCCCCCAAGCGCUACUUCCAUGAAUCCACCUGGACUGAUGCAUCCUUUCCCAGGAGCUUACUUUCCUGGUUUGCACUCUCCUCCUCUGAACAUGAUGCCAAGGGGCCCCGUUCCAAUGCCUCCCAUAAUGAACUAUGGUAUUCCCUCCUUUUGUCCUCUGCUUCCCCAACCCACAGUCCUAGUGCCUUACCCCAUUAUUGUUCCCUUGCCCGUCCCCAUACCCAUUCCUAUCCCCAUUCCAAUUCCCCCGAAAGCAGCAGCAGAAACUCCGAAUCACAGUGGAGUUAUCCAGCCUGUGCCAGAGGGAAUAGACAGAAGUAGAUUUAGGGCCAACAGGCCAACGUCUCCAGGAAUCUCUGAAGUAGACGGUAGACUAAUGGUCAAUAAAUUGGGUUUAACCUUUCCUCAAAGCCUCACAUCACCAAGUGACUCCACCUCUAGGGACACAGAUUGGGUUAAGUCAGAGAGGCCAUUUCUGUCCCCAGCAUCCACACCACAGAGUGGGGCAUCUUCCCCCAGAGCGCAGUACAAUGAGUUGUCCUGCCCUGCUACAGGAUCUGAGGGACAGACAGACUUUAAGCUGCACACAGAGCGGCAAGUCAUCCAAAGGGUUCUCCAAAGGACCCAAGUGAAGCUGGAACCCAGUGCCAAUGGAAUGAUAGACCUAUCAGGGCUUGGGGAGUCAGCAACCGGGCAUGUUAGCAGACCAGGACUCCAUGACAUCAUCAAACCCACCCCUUCUCUAUCACAGUCACCUUCACAUGACACCAUAAAACAGCUACAGGACUCCCACUCACCACCUUCACACACCCCACCCAGCCCCAUAGGGAGCAGCCUACAUGAAGCCAAGUCCUCCACCCUGACAUCUCAGGACCAUGGUCAAAAUGGGGUGACCUCCUCAUCCACACCUGCCAGUAUGGACUCCUCCCUACCCCAGAAAUUACCAGCACCAACCCAUGACCCUGCACUUAGUGAGCUGGAAGCUGUCAAAGAGAAUAAGUGCUCAGUUGUUAGUCCAGUGAGGAUUGAAGGUCCCAUCAGUCAAAUUGAAGGGCCCUUAACAGUAGUUGGAGAUGCAGUAGAGGACUCCCAUGUUCCUGAUGAGGACCAUGCCUAUGCCCUGCCCACAGCGCCAAAGACAGGUGGGACUGCCACCCCACUGCUCUUGCCCAAACUCAGGGACAAGGGUAGCCUGCGGAGUCCUGCUAAUGUGCCCAGUGCUGGAGACAUGGAGCCAGCUCUGAAGAGGCGGUGCCUGCGAAUCCGAGAUCAGAAUAAGUAGAGAUGAGAGAUUCCCUGCUUAAUACUGUACAGCAGAGACAGAGUCAGUGCCACGCCCUCUUGUGGACAUCACCGAUGCUUACAACCUCCAGCCUGCCCCUCAGCCUGUCAGCCCACCAGAGUGUUGUUCUGCCUGUAGACCAGCAGGGUGCCAAGCCAGGAAGCCGUCCAGAUGGCCGAAUAAUCACCAGUCAAUAAGGGGGAAGAUCACACAACACAAUCACACUUUUUUGUCUUGGACCAAAGAACACCGGCUUGUGUGUUACCGAGUUCAGUGAGCAAUCGAAAAAGAAAGAAUCUCAGAUUCUUUUCCUGUCUGACAUUGCCCUAAAGCAUGUUUGUGUGCACAAGUUAGUGUGGCAGCCCAGAUGCUCUCCUCCUCCUCUCCUUCUUCCACACAGCAGACAGCGCUCUGAUCAGCCUUGUGUGGUCUUCUCAGAUGGAGCCUGAACAUGAUCUCUUUCCAGGGGAAACGGUUUGUUUUCUCUGCCCGGCUUGCACAAAGAGCCACAUUGUUCCUUUCGCCAUAUCCCACGCUGACUCCCCACUCCAGGUUUUGGGUUACCUGGCUGAUGGGGGCUCAGACUUCAGGAGCUUUUUAAAAAAAGAAAAAAUAGCAUCAGCCAAGAAUAUAGUAUAGCCCUCUCUCCUCCACCUACCCGCCCAAUCUAAAUACAGUAUGCACUCCAAACACUGGUUCUGAGGUUUUAUCCUUUGCAGCUGAUUGCCUGCGAUUCUCCAUUGGGCUCAGUUGCCCUGAGGGAGGAGAGAAAUAUGUUGAGAUGAAGACUUUGGCUCUGUGUUCAGAGCCAGGCUGAAGAAUCCCCGAAGAGAGUUUCCACUUUCUCUGCUAUGGCAAUGUAACAGUACACCGACUGUUUGAGGGUCAGUUUCUGAGAUGAUCUGUGAACACUAAUCGUCACGAUGACGCUGGUACACAAAUGUGUGAUUUACAGAUCUGCAAUCACUCCUCUGAAUCUACCAAAUGUUGGAAAGUAGAUCAGAGCCGAAUCCGAGCACUGAGUGCCAUGCAUGUUUAAAUCCUAUGACAGUUCUGAUGUGACAAUUUAACUGAUCCAAAUCCAGAUUGUUAUUUUUAUCGUAUGGUAUCUGCUCUGAUGUGAUUGUUCUGACGAAACAAAACUAAUGUAAUAUAACCAAAUGUGGUGUUAUACUCGAAAGCAUCAAAUGCUGUCAUAUGCAGCAAUCAGUAUUACAGUUCCUGCUGUUGAGGAAACCCUGAUCGAGCACGAUCAGUCAACACUUGCCCAGUUGUACAAUAUCAGUUUUAAAGUUUAAGUCAGCACAGAUACUAUUUGAUCUUAUAUUAACUUAUGGAUGACACAUUUAUAGAUUUUCAAAAAUACUUUAUUUCCUCAUUUGUAUUUUACUUUGAUUAUAUUUUGUGGGUGCCGAAAACCCUUAAAUGCCCCGUGCCUAUGUGUUUAUAUGCUGCAUCUCCACUAGAGAGCAGUGUUUACCUUGUGUUAUUUUGCACCUUCCUCAAUCUGACUACAAAUGACCAGAAGGCCCAUAGGCAGCCCGUUAAAACCGAGCUCACCGGACAAAACAGUCCACCUGGUGCCAUCAGUCCGAAAGCUGAAUUAUACCCCCAACAUUUUGCUAUAAUUUUGCCUUUGAGUCCAAAUACUCUCUACUUGAACAAGCCCCUCAACUCUUUUUCGUAAUAAAAGACUCCAUGACCUACAACCCAUGCUAUCAUUCCAAAACCGCCCAUGUAUGUGUCCCUACAUUACACUGUCUCCCCACUCAUUCCAGCCUUCAUCUUCACCACCGAUCAUACCAUCAUGACAGUGUCAUCCUCAGAUGGCAAGAGAAUGUCAACAGCCUGUAUGAGUCAGCAAUGACAUCACUCCAAAUAAACAGCUGCAGUGUCAACAGUUCUUCGCCAAAACCUGCCAACACGUACAUCAUUUGGAGUGCCACUAUUGGUUUAAAUUGCUUUAAUUAAUAGAAUCUCAACACCGGUAUUUCUCAGCUGAUCCAACAUUUCUGGACAUGGUACUUUUGUGUCCGAGGAUUUUUGCUACUGUUGUUUAAAAUUGCAUAGACUCCGUCUGACCUCCCCUGACACACAUUUAGCUUACUAUCUCAAAUUAAACUGUCUGAUUGUUUGUAUUUGAAUGAAUAUAAAGUAACCAAGAGCUUUGUUGGAGAUCUCUUUGUAAAGUGAAAUAAAUAAAAGUUAUUCUAAGAGCAAAUGA
Messenger RNA from Menidia menidia (Atlantic silverside), 5029 nucleotides. The record is from the annotation of a GenBank genome assembly. Lineage: Eukaryota; Metazoa; Chordata; Actinopteri; Atheriniformes; Atherinopsidae.